Molecule: messenger RNA, 893 nt
Organism: Mytilus trossulus (common blue mussel)
Lineage: Eukaryota; Metazoa; Mollusca; Bivalvia; Mytilida; Mytilidae
Exons: 7
Coding region: 14-799 (261 amino acids)
Source: RefSeq, a predicted model, not a curated record
UUCUGAUUUUACCAUGACAGUAAGUGUACGGGAAAGCAGACGAAUUUGUGAGAUGAAUGAAACAAAACAGACAAGAGAGUUAAAAUAUGAUCUACCAUUUGGAAAAGCUUCACAGACUGCAAAAAGAUUUGAAGUGGAGGAGUUAACACCUCAACCUAUAAAUGGAAGUCCCACUGAUGAUUUAUUGUAUGACCAAUCAGCUUCACAAGAUUUAUUUGCAACACAAGAAAAUAUAUUUGUUAAUCGGCAUAUUUUCAGCCAGACUGAUAGUGCACAGCUUGGAAUAAAGUGUGGCAAGAUGGUUUCAAGAGAAAGCAUGAAUCAAAAGAAUCCUAAGGAUGAUACAGAAGGAUCAAUAAGCAAAAAGAUUAUUAAAAAGUUGCCUGCUAAUUUAAUAUCCCUAGACAACAGUGAUUUACCUCAUCCAAAACAUUUGUUUAGAAAGAAAAGAACAAAAAGACUCCAAGCACCAAAAGUCAACAAGAAAGAUUUGAAUGAUAAUUUAAAAAAUUCUGUGAAUGGACACAUACAACAGUUAAGAUCAAAGUUAGCUCACAGGGUUACAGUAAAUACAAGCCUAGCAUUUGAAAAGGAUGAGAAACUCUCUUCAAAGGUCAACUUUUUUCCUGAAGAUCAGAGAUUACCAUUGGAAUAUAGUAAUAAUGAAAACUCAGAUAAAUCACCAUUUUUGAAGUUUGAUAAUGAAUUUUUACCUCACAAAUCUGAAACAUGGGACGAAUUGAAUGUGUCACUUUAUCAGAGAUGGAUGACAGAUGUCUCAUAUACUGAGGAGGAAUAAGAUUCUUAUCCAUGAAUAAACUGUAAAGAUGCCGUCUAAUUGAUCUGUGAUAAUUCUUUUGUUACAAAAUAUAUUAUAUAUGUGUUCACCAAUU